Larimichthys crocea (large yellow croaker) is the source of this 477-nucleotide messenger RNA. RefSeq names its product histone H2A-beta, sperm. Gene Ontology annotation, molecular function: DNA binding; structural constituent of chromatin; protein heterodimerization activity. Gene Ontology annotation, cellular component: nucleosome. Lineage: Eukaryota; Metazoa; Chordata; Actinopteri; Sciaenidae. The record is from RefSeq and is a predicted model, not a curated record.
AUGGGGGACUCGCUUGCAGACCCGCUCCUGAUUGUAAAGAGUCCGCCCAAAAUCCAAAGCGGCCCCUCUGUGAAAACCUGUUUUCUGGAAAGUAACUUUGAAAAUGAGUGGCGAGGGAAAACCGGUGGCAAAGCCAGAGCUAAGGCAAAGACCCGUCCCCGUGCCGGGCUUCAGUUCCUCGGCCGUGUCCACAGGCUGCGCUACGGCAACUAUGCCGCGCGUGUUGGAGCGGUGCCCCGUCUAUCUGGGCGGCCGUGCUGGAGUUACCUGACCGCUGAGAUCCUGGAGUUGGCUGGAAACGCUGCCCGCGACAACAAGAAGACUCGUAUCAUCCCCCGUCACCUGCAGCUGGCUGUCCGCAACGACGAGGAGCUCAACCAACUGCUGGGCGGAGUGACCAUCGCUCGCAGUGGCGGGUGUGCUGCCCACAUCCAGCUGUUCUUUGCCAAGAGACCGAGAAGCCGCCAGUCCAAGUAA